CCUGCCCUCGCCCGUACCCAGUCGUCCCCUGCCAGUGUCAAGCCCCCUGCGCCCGAGGGGACCCCCAAGCACGUCUUCACCACAGGUGUGGUGUACGACACGUUCAUGCUGAAGCACCAGUGCACCUGUGGGAACACCACCAUCCACCCGGAGCACGCCGGCCGCAUCCAGAGCAUCUGGUCCCGGCUCCAGGAGACAGGCCUGCUGGGCAAGUGUGAGCGGAUCCGGGGCAGGAAGGCGACGCUGGAGGAGAUCCAGACGGUGCACUCGGAGCACCACGCGCUGCUCUACGGCACCAGCCCCCUCAACCGCCAGAAACUGGACAGCAAGAAGCUGCUGGGUCCCAUCACCCAGAAGACAUACGCUGUGCUGCCGUGUGGGGGCAUUGGGGUGGACAGUGACACGGUGUGGAACGAGCUGCACUCCUCCAGCGCGGUGCGCACGGCCGUGGGCUGCCUGCUGGAGUUGGCCUUCAAGGUGGCUGCAGGGGAGGUCAAGAACGGCUUCGCUGUCAUCCGCCCCCCAGGCCACCACGCCGAGGAGUCCACAGCCAUGGGCUUCUGCUUUUUCAACUCAGUGGCCAUCUCGGCCAAGCUGCUGCAGCAACGGCUCAGUGUGGGCAGGAUCCUCANGAUCCCAUGGGACAUCCACCACGGGAAUGGGACCCAACAGGCCUUCUACAGUGACCCCCACGUCCUCUACAUCUCCCUCCACCGCUACGACGACGGCAACUUCUUCCCAGGCAGUGGAGCUCCCUGGGGAGGUGGGCUAGGAGUGGGAUACAACAUCAACAUCGCCUGGACCGGCGGCGUGGACCCUCCCAUCGGGGGCGUGGAGUAUCUGACUGCCUUCAGGACGGUGGUGAUGCCCAUUGCCAACGAGUUCUCCCCGGACCUGGUGCUGGUCUCCGCCGGCUUCGACGCCGUCGAGGGUCACCUGUCCCCCCUCGGUGGCUACUCUGUCACAGCCAAGUGUUUUGGGCACCUGACGAAGCAGCUGAUGAUGCUGGCGGGAGGCAGAGUGGUGCUGGCGCUGGAGGGGGGGCAUGACCUGACAGCCAUCUGUGAUGCCUCUGAGGCUUGUGUCUCUGCCCUGCUCGGCCUGGAGUUGGAGCCCCUGGAUCCAUCACUCCUGCAGCAGAAGCCGAAUGUGAACGCCGUGGCCACACUGGAGAAAGUCAUCGAGAUCCAGAGCAAGCACUGGGGCUGUGUGCGGCGCUUCGCGGCGGCCGUGGGUCGGACCCUGCUGGAGGCUCAGCGUGGAGAGGCCGAGGAGGCUGAGACAGUGACAGCCAUGGCUCUGCUCUCGGUGGGCGCCGAGCAGGGAGGGGGAGACCCCCAGCCCAG
Molecule: messenger RNA, 1346 nt
Organism: Acanthisitta chloris (rifleman)
Lineage: Eukaryota; Metazoa; Chordata; Aves; Passeriformes; Acanthisittidae
Product: histone deacetylase 5-like
Exons: 14
Biological process (GO): chromatin organization
Cellular component (GO): histone deacetylase complex
Molecular function (GO): histone deacetylase activity
Source: RefSeq, a predicted model, not a curated record